ACGUUCAAUCCUUGUGUUUAUUUUUUGUCCAUUGCCAAGAGUGGAGGAGAAGACAUUCAUUCAUUCAUUGAUUCAUUCUAUUUUAUUUCUCUGUUCUCUCUUGACGGCUCAAUGCUUUCCCACAUCAAAUUCACUCUUUUUUCCUUCCCUUUUCCCUUUCCCCUAUCCCCUUCCAAACAGGUGACUCCAUAUCCGUUUCUCCCUAUUUUUUACCCUCUCUCGCAUACUCACCACCCACGUAGUUAUGGACUCAUCACCAGACCAAACCCGCAAGAGGAAUCAGAAUCAGAAUCACACGCUGGCGCAAAAAUCACUUUUCCUCUGUUUUUCUUUCUUCCUCUUCCUCUUCUUCUUUUCCUCCUCGCACCACUCUUUUUACUCUCACACCUCCCUCCAACCCUCUACUUUGAGUACUUUCCCCACACCCACUCCAUUUCCCACCACCAAAUUACCAGUUUCCUCCCUCCACGUGCUCGAUCGCAUCCUCUUCCCCGAUCACGUGCUUCUCACGCUCUCCAACCCUCAUGUUUUUUCUCCUAAACAUUUCCACUGCGUUUAUUACAACCUCGUCAAGGGUUCGACUCCGUCGAACUCGAACCCGGUUUUCGACGUUCUCGUCCUUCCGGUUCUUUCCACGGACCGCUACGACGAGUUCCGGUCCAUAGCAAGGUGUCCGCUCCCCGGCAAAAAAUUCUCCGCCGUCGACUUGAGAUGGCGCAGCGGAGACGACGAUCGCCAGCCUUUCCGGUUCCCGGUUCAACCGACCGUGCCGCAUAGCUUCGACAAGCUAGCGUACGAGGUAGCCUUAGACGGUGACACCGCAGUUGUCUUCGUCAAAGGACUAAACCUCCGACCACACCAAAUAUCCGACGCAGGCCUACUCCGAUGUCACUUCGGACCUCAAAACGGCAAGCAUUGGCAAACAACAAAAGCCGUUGCGGCGGCGCAGGAAGUCGUGCGGUGCGCGCUGCCGCAGAGUAUUCAGAACAGCCCACACGAGGCUCGCGGAAUAAUAAGCGUCAGCGUGAGUCACGUGCGGCACGAGGCUAUUUUCGACUCGGUCGCUAAAAUUGGCGGGUACAGAAAACAAAUAAACAGAGUGAACAUGAACAUGAACAAGAACAAGUUAGAACUUUGCGCGUGUACCAUGGUGUGGAACCAGGCACGUGCGAUGAAAGAGUGGGUUAUUUACCACGCGUGGCUCGGCGUGGAGAAAUGGUUUAUAUACGAUAACAACAGUGACGAUGAAAUUGAUGACGUGGUUCGAGAGCUUGAGGUAAAAGGUUACAAUAUUAAUAGAGUUGUUUGGCCUUGGAUUAAGAGCCAAGAAGCAGGGUUUUCGCAUUGUAGUUUGAGGGCAAAAGAGGAAUGUAAGUGGGUUGGGUUCUUUGACGUGGACGAGUUUUUCUACUUGAGAGAAAUGAAACAGAAUGCUCUAAUAUCAACUGUGGGGAAUUUAUCGAAUUCGAUUGCGGAAAUAAGGACAGGGUGUCUUAAUUUCGGUCCCUCGGAGUUAAGGACUCACCCUAGAAAUGGAGUGAGCGUAGGGUAUACGUGUCGGCUUCGGACGCCGGAGAGGCACAAGUCGAUUGUACGGCCUGAUUUGCUUCAUGCUAGUCUUUUGAAUGUGGUGCACCAUUUUGAAUUAAAAGAGGGGUUUGGAUCACUUAACAUGCCUCAAUCGGUUGCGGUUAUAAACCACUAUAAGUACCAGGUUUGGGAAAUUUUUAAGGCCAAGUUUUUCAGAAGGGUUGCUACGUAUGUGGUGGAUUGGAAGGAGGAUGCAAACAUAGGAUCAAAGGACAGAGCUCCUGGGCUGGGAACAGAAGCAAUUGAACCAAGUGAUUGGAGGUUGAGAUUUUGUGAGGUUUGGGACACUCGUCUCAAGGACUUUCUUCUUUCUAAUUUUGCUGAUCAAGAAACAGGGUUGUUGCCCUGGGAAAGGUCAUCAAAAUAAAUACUCAGUUUAGUUAUUUCAUUCAAUCUCUAAUUCUCUAUAAGUUUUUGGUUCUGUCCUUACAAAUUAUUCAUUCUAGUCUCAAAUAUACACUUUUAGGUUUGUUUAGACCCUGCA
Messenger RNA from Glycine soja, 2074 nucleotides. RefSeq names its product glycosyltransferase family 92 protein RCOM_0530710-like. The record is from RefSeq and is a predicted model, not a curated record. The coding region runs from base 245 to 1957 and encodes 570 amino acids. Lineage: Eukaryota; Viridiplantae; Streptophyta; Magnoliopsida; Fabales; Fabaceae. The transcript has a single exon.